UCGCUUUCCCUACGCUGUUGUGUUGAAUUGUAGCGACAUUCGCUUUUUUCUGCCCAAAAAAUACUGUGAAAAUAUUGAUAAAUUGAGACAAAUCUGUGGAUAUGGCUGGCGGAAAAGCAGGCAAGGAUUCUGGAAAAGCCAAAGCAAAGGCCGUUUCGCGUUCAGCUAGGGCUGGAUUGCAGUUCCCUGUGGGCAGAAUUCAUCGGCAUCUCAAGGAUCGCACCACAAGCCAUGGACGCGUGGGGGCCACAGCGGCCGUCUACUCAGCUGCCAUCCUUGAAUAUCUCACCGCUGAAGUACUGGAGUUGGCUGGUAAUGCAUCAAAAGAUCUUAAAGUGAAGCGUAUAACUCCCCGUCACUUGCAACUGGCCAUCCGUGGAGAUGAGGAAUUAGACAGCCUUAUUAAGGCCACAAUUGCGGGUGGUGGUGUCAUUCCACACAUCCACAAAUCGCUCAUUGGAAAGAAGGGUGGUCCGGAAUAACCGUAUCACUCCGGAAAUCCGAGCUCGUAAUCAUAAUUUCCAAAAACUCCAAUUAAAUAUAUCCAUCUUUCCACGACUUUAAUUGCCUUUUCUCUCCCUAAAAUAAAUUACUUGACCAAUUUUGCGUUCAUUAUCUUAUAAGUUCAGGAACCCUAGACAGAUGGAUCUUCAAUGCAGGAGUCCACAGAAUAUCUAUUUGUAAUGUCAAAUAUAUUCCGGACAAUUCUUUGACAG
Molecule: messenger RNA, 716 nt
Organism: Phlebotomus papatasi
Lineage: Eukaryota; Metazoa; Arthropoda; Insecta; Diptera; Psychodidae
Product: histone H2A.V-like
Exons: 1
Coding region: 102-482 (126 amino acids)
Cellular component (GO): nucleosome
Molecular function (GO): protein heterodimerization activity; DNA binding; structural constituent of chromatin
Source: RefSeq, a predicted model, not a curated record